This is a messenger RNA of Mauremys reevesii (Reeves's turtle), 2327 nucleotides long. It is a transcript of the gene HMGCS2, whose product is annotated as 3-hydroxy-3-methylglutaryl-CoA synthase 2. The coding region runs from base 88 to 1362 and encodes 424 amino acids. Gene Ontology annotation, biological process: acetyl-CoA metabolic process. Lineage: Eukaryota; Metazoa; Chordata; Testudines; Geoemydidae. The transcript has 7 exons. The record is from RefSeq and is a predicted model, not a curated record. Gene Ontology annotation, cellular component: mitochondrion. Gene Ontology annotation, molecular function: hydroxymethylglutaryl-CoA synthase activity.
UGUCCCUGCUGCAGGGAAUCGAUAUAAGUGCUGGUGGGGCUGGGGAAGAGACCUCGCUGCUGCUACUUGUCCAUCAGCCUGGGGAAAAUGUUCCGCCUCUUCAGUCAAACCAGGCGUUGUUUGCAAGUGAAGCGAGCGCUGCAGAGACAGGAGUGGCCCCUUCGGCCAGCACACCUCACAGCUGCCACACAGCAGGCCAGUUUCUCCACCGUCUCUGUGGAGCACUUGUCUCGGUCGGACUCAUGGCCGAAGGAUGUGGGCAUUCUUGCACUUGAGGUUUACUUCCCUUCGCAGUACGUAGAACAAGUGGAGCUGGAGAAGUAUGAUGGCGUGGAAGCCGGGAAGUACACCCUGGGCCUGGGCCAGAAGCAGAUGGGCUUCUGCUCAGCCCACGAGGACAUUAACUCCCUAUGCCUGACCGUGGUCCAGCGCCUUGUGGAACGCAGCCGUCUCUCCUGGGACUCCAUUGGCCGGCUGGAGGUUGGCACGGAGACCAUCAUUGACAAGUCCAAGGCCGUCAAGACAGUUCUAAUGCAGCUCUUCCAGGACUCGGGGAACACGGACGUUGAAGGCAUCGACACCACCAACGCCUGCUAUGGAGGCACAGCCUCCCUCUUCAACUCUGUUGACUGGGUGGAGUCCAGCUCCUGGGAUGGGCGCUAUGCAAUGGUGGUCUGUGGUGACAUUGCGGUCUAUGCCACUGGCAAUGCCCGUCCCACGGGAGGGGCAGGAGCUGUAGCGAUGCUGGUUGGACCAGAGGCCCCUCUGGUGCUAGAGAGAGGUGUUCGGGGAACCCACAUGGAACAUGUAUAUGAUUUCUACAAACCAGACCUGGCUUCAGAGUAUCCCAUGGUGGAUGGGAAACUCUCUAUCCAGUGCUAUUUACGGGCCCUGGAUCAAUGCUAUUCUGUCUACCGCAAGAAAAUCCAGAGCCAGUGGCAGAAAGUGGGGGUGGACAAACCUUUUACCCUGGAAGACUUCCAGUUCAUGAUCUUCCACACGCCCUUCUGCAAACUGGUGCAGAAGUCUGUGGGGCGAAUGAUGCUCAACGACUUCCUAGCAGCUCCCAACCCCGACACGCAGAGCGGCCUCUACAAAGGGCUGCAGGCCUUCAGGGGUGUGAAGCUAGAAGACACCUACUCUGACAAGGAUGUGGAGAAGGCCUUUCAGAAAGCUAGCCUGGAAAUGUUCAGCCAGAAAACCAAGCCCUCGCUGCUCCUCUCCUCUCGCAACGGCAACAUGUACAGCCCGUCCAUGUAUGGCUGCCUCGCCUCCCUCCUCGCACAUUACUCCCCAGCAGAAGGGCUCGGCAUGAGAAGAGGGCACAUUCCAGGUUGCACAGUGGCCCUUUCUCUGCCAUGACCUGUCUGUGGGUUUUUCACGUUCAGUGCUUCACUUUGCAACUUUAAGUCUUUUUAUUUUGUUCCGUGCAUAGAGUUGCCGUUUAACCAAACCCAGUGUGUGUCAGAGGCAGAAGGGAAAGAAAAGGCUCAGCUGCUCUCGGGGUGGGGUAGACCCUGCUCCUGCAGGUGGGCCCUCGUGCACUCCAAGGAUGACGGUGCUAACUGUGCCUUGCAGAGCCUGCCUGUGCCUGGCCCUUAGUGCACACUGUCCCACAACUCCUAGUUCUGCCCAAGACACAGCUGUAUCCCCUGGUCUCCCUGCUCUCAGCAGGAACUGCCAUGCACACUAAUGCUCCCUGUGUGCUGCUCAUCUAGCCGCUGGUUUUCCUAUCACGCCCAUCACCAGGGUAUCUUGGAUCCUGGUGCAUGCUCUCUCAGCUGCUGUCUCGAGGCAUGUCUGAACUUGAUCCUUCUAGGCCCCACUUCAGGGAGCCUGCUGGUAUGGAAAGCCUGGAGACCGUUUCUCCCCGCAGUAGCUGGAGAUCUGAUGUCUUGGCUGCUCAGAUGCAGGUGGUUCUCCCUUACCUCACUAGUCAUCACCAAAUCAACCCGCAGUGGUGCCCACUCGCAACUCCAAACCCUGCUUCUGUUCCUUGCCUGGAUCCCACAGACCUUAACGCCAGCGACAGGAGCAGGAGGCAAAACUCUCCUGCCCGUUUCCUGGGGUUGCCUGCUGUCACGCAGGGGGAUUGUUUCUAUUUUAGGGAGGUACAGCCUAGGUUCAGCCCGGGGGCCAUUUCUGGUUGCCCUCCACUGAUUUAAAAUAAAAUCUCUGAUUUCCAGCAUGUCCCAGGUCAGAGUAGCUCACCUACAGCCCACACAAUGCUCCCUGGGGCAUCAGCUUGCCUGGCCGUGUGGGUAGCUCCCAGGAUUUGGGGCAUCUGGCCUUUAGCACAGACAUUCUCCACUGACAGCUUGGUUUGA